AAAUUCAAGAAGUGAAUUGAAAUUCAAGAGUCAUUCUCAAUUCACUUCUGAAUUUUGUGCAGCCCUGAUGUGCACGAGAAAAUACGUUCAGAAGGAAAAAAGAGGGAGGGGGAUCCUAAAGAUAAUUUCCCACUUCCACCGGGGACUGCUCACAUUUCAGCUUUCUCCCUUUGACAACAGACAAACUAUUAACUGCUCCCGGUUUUCUCAUGAGUAUUUGAUAUGGAGACUAUAUAAGGAUGGCAAAACAUCUUUGUAACAUGUGCUGUGCACCUUCAAUCACUCAUGACAUUAAGAGUAUUUAAUAUCCAAAGAAGGAGAAGAUGUUUGCUUUGAGCCUUGAGGAUCAAAAACAUUCCUGAGGACCUCUUCAUAUAAAGCCGGGGGUCCCUGAGUUUUCUGACACUGAGGUGGAUCUUAAAGAAGCUCUCCAAGAUGUCCAAAGCUAAGGCUACUCCCCCUCCUGGGUGCACUCUGAACAUCAACGAUCCUCAGGUCCAGGAGGCUGCUAUCCGUAUCCAGGCCUCAUAUCGAGGACACAGAUCACGCAAAGAGCUACGGGAGAAAGGGCCUCCCAAGAUCCUGCAGGAUCUCAAAGAUGUUAUGCUUGUUGAGGGCAGUGCUGCAAAGCUGGAGUGUAGAGUUAGUGCUUUUCCAGAUCCUUUCAUCAUCUGGUACAAAGAAGGCAAAGAGCUUAAGGAUGGACCCAAGUACCGCUAUGUUUUUGAAGACCCAGAUUUUGUGGCACUCGUGGUUCGAGAUGGAGUUCUAGAUGAUCUGGGGAAAUACACUGUGACCAUUAAGAAUCCAUUUGGACAAACGGCUGGAUCUGCUUGUAUUCUUGUGGAAGUCCCUGCUAAGGUUUGCAAAGGCCAAGAUAAUAUCAAAUCCAAGAGAGGAACGACAGUGGUGCUCAAGGCAGAGAUAAGUGGUGAGCCUCCUCCAGAUGUUGCCUGGCUAAAAGAUGGAGAAGACAUUGAAGAGGAUGACAGGAUAUUUUUUGACGUUGGAGACACCAACACGAUCUUGACCAUCAAAAAUGCAAAGAUGUCUGAUGCCGGCAGGUAUGAGGUGUUUGUGGAGAAUAACCUGGGAACAGACCAGUCCUUUGCCCGGGUUGACAUCCUGUGAUGGAGCUUCUAAAGCACAUCUGUACUAAUCAGCCAGUGUUCUUUACAGUUGUGUUUCCUCUUACAAAUGUUAAUACUGUGGUCAAAGUUGUACAUAGCUUAAGUUUAGCUCCAAAUAAAAACCUUAGAAUAUUUUGUCAAUGA
Messenger RNA from Thalassophryne amazonica, 1274 nucleotides. RefSeq names its product SPEG neighbor protein-like. Lineage: Eukaryota; Metazoa; Chordata; Actinopteri; Batrachoidiformes; Batrachoididae. Gene Ontology annotation, molecular function: protein binding. The record is from RefSeq and is a predicted model, not a curated record. The transcript is spliced from 5 exons. The coding region runs from base 436 to 1131 and encodes 231 amino acids.